Molecule: messenger RNA, 501 nt
Organism: Perca flavescens (yellow perch)
Lineage: Eukaryota; Metazoa; Chordata; Actinopteri; Perciformes; Percidae
Product: antimicrobial peptide NK-lysin
Exons: 4
Coding region: 1-459 (152 amino acids)
Biological process (GO): defense response to bacterium; lipid metabolic process
Source: RefSeq, a predicted model, not a curated record
AUGGAAACAUCUUCAGUCCUCCUUGUGUGCUUUCUGGUGACAUGUUCAGGUCUCUUCACAGUCUGGACAGUCCACAGUGGAAGCUUCAAGGUCAGCAUUGAUGACCAGGAGCAGGUUGACAUGGUCAUUUCGUUGAAGGCCAGCAAGCUUCCAGGUGUGUGCUGGGCGUGCAACUGGGCUUUAAAGAAGGUGAAGAAACUAGCUGGACGUAACGCCACUGUGGAGAAACUGACUUCAAUGUUGAAUUCCAUCUGCGACCAAAUUGGCCUCUUAAAAUCUCUGUGCCGCAAGUUUGUGAAGAAGACACACCUACCAGAACUAGUUGAGGAGCUCACGACCACUGAUGAUGUGAAAACGAUCUGUGUCAAUACUGGAGCCUGCAAGCCAAAGGAGUUGUUGGACCUGCACUUCUAUCGAAUGGACGAGGAGUCAUCAACUGAAAUGAAUGAAUAUCCCUGAUAUCGUAUGCAUGGACAAUAAUUAAGGUGCACUUAAUUUGUA